GGGGGGCGGGGCGGGCGGGAGCGGCUGGGCCUCGGCGCGAGCUCGCCGCCGCGUUGGUUCUUCGGUUGCGCGGCUGCCGGGCCUGCGGUCGGGCCGGGCGCGGGAGCAAUGGCGACCUUUGUGAGCGAGCUGGAGGCGGCCAAGAAGAACCUGAGCGAGGCGCUGGGCGACAACGUGAAACAGUACUGGGCCAACCUGAAGCUGUGGUUCAAGCAGAAGAUCAGCAAAGAGGAGUUUGACCUGGAAGCUCACAGACUCCUCACGCAGGAUAAUGUGCAUUCUCACAACGAGUUCCUCCUGGCCAUCCUCACGCGGUGCCAGAUUUUGGUGUCUACCCCAGAGGGUGCCGGCUCCUUGCCCUGGACGGGGGGCUCCGCAGCCAAGCCCGGGAAGCCGAAGGGGCGGAAGAAGAUGUCUUCUGUGCGCCAGAAGUUUGAUCACAGAUUCCAGCCUCAGAACCCCCUCUCGGGAGCCCAGCAGUUUGUGGCAAAGGAUCCCCAAGAUGACGAUGACUUGAAACUAUGUUCGCACACAAUGAUGCUGCCCACGCGGGGCCAGCUGGAGGGGCGGAUGAUCGUGACGGCGUACGAGCACGGCCUGGACAACGUCACGGAGGAGGCCGUGUCCGCGGUGGUCUACGCCGUGGAGAAUCACCUUAAGGACAUACUGGCAUCGGUUGUGUCCAGAAGGAAAGCAUAUCGAGUGCGAGAUGGUCACUUUAAGUACGCCUUUGGCAGUAACGUGACCCCCCAGCCGUACCUGAGGAACAGCAUCGUGGUGUACAACAGCCUAAUAGAAAGCCCGCCAGCCCUUCCUGCCUCCUGUGUCGGCCAGAACUCAGCGGCCCAGCCGCACCCCGACGACGCGGAGCAGCAGGCCGCGCUCCUGCUGGCGUGCUCCGGGGACACCCUCCCCGCGCCCCUGCCUCCUGUGAACAUGCAUGACCUUUUUGAAGCUUUGCAGGUGCACAGGGAAGUCAUUCCCACGCACACGGUGUACGCGCUCAACGUGGAGAGGGUCAUCACGAAGCUCUGGCACCCCACCCACGAGGAGCUGCGGCAGGACCAGGUGCACAGGCAGCGCCUGGCCGCCAAGGAGGGGCUGCUGCUCUACUGAGGCCUCUGCUCGCCGGUCACGCCGCAGACUGCUCACUGGGCACGGAGGCCCCGGGUCCACACUUCAGCCUGGAGUGGACAGUGUAAAUAUAGCCUUUCCUAUGGAAAUGGGACAUUGAGUACAUUCUGUGUUGCUACUGUGAAGCCGUUGGUAGAAUUCUGACUUCGUGAGGGACACGUGUGUGGACGUGUCCCCGUAGGGUGGGCGCUGGGGAAGUGGCCUGCAGGUGCCGGGCCCUCUGGUCUGCAAGUCAGGUAAUGACCUCCUAGAACAAGGACGCUCGCUGUUAGAACGUUGCCCCUGUGACCUGCAGGACACCUGUGUGCUCAGUGGCAUCCUCUGCUCAGUGUCCGGCAGCCCAAGUUCCCGUCGGACUCGGAGAGAAUCGUGCUCUUGGAAUUUGGUUGAAAUAACCUGCAGUGUUAAGAAUCAGAUACCUCCCUUAGUGACCAGUUUAAUUUUCAACAGAUGUCCUUUAGGCAGCUCCCUACAAAUCAUUACCCCUCCAUGGACGAUAUGGCUCAGACAGGCUGUGCUACCGGACAGAAACUCCACAACAGACACUUAGAAGGAAUUGGUUAACCUCAUGGAAUGUCUCCUGUAACUCACAUUCCCUCCAUUCAGUUCAUAUUCCCAGACGUGAAAAUAAUUUUCAUUUGGCAGUGUUACAACCAGGGUUGUUUUUUAGAGACAUAUUGCCUUUUACUCGAGAUAGGAUUGGUGGAGAUGCAGUUGACUCCUGAACGGUGUGGGUGUUAGGGACACCAACCCCCAGCGCAGUCAGAUACUCACACCUUGUGACGUCCCAAAACUUAAGCUUAGCUGUCCCUCAGUGUCUGAGAGGGAUUGGUUCCUGGACUCCCCGCUGAUGCCAAAACCCUCAGAUGCUCAGGUCCCUGUCACAUGGCGUGGAACGUCUGUAGACUCCCAACCGCGACCUUACGUCGUGCAGGUGUUCCCGGGGGAAAUUCGUGUAUCCGCGGCCCCGCAGCUUACACCUGUGCUGUUCGGGGUCGGCUGCAUUAGGACGGGUUCUGUGGUUAGUAGCGUGUAAAUAUGUACAUAUGGGAAGCUGGCUGUGUUUGAUUUUGUACUUUAAAUGUGACAAAUAAAACUUUUGGGAGAAAA
Molecule: messenger RNA, 2244 nt
Organism: Pipistrellus kuhlii (Kuhl's pipistrelle)
Lineage: Eukaryota; Metazoa; Chordata; Mammalia; Chiroptera; Vespertilionidae
Gene: TADA1
Product: transcriptional adaptor 1
Exons: 8
Coding region: 109-1116 (335 amino acids)
Biological process (GO): regulation of transcription by RNA polymerase II
Cellular component (GO): SAGA complex
Molecular function (GO): transcription coactivator activity
Source: RefSeq, a predicted model, not a curated record